Molecule: messenger RNA, 2259 nt
Organism: Cyphellophora europaea CBS 101466
Lineage: Eukaryota; Fungi; Ascomycota; Eurotiomycetes; Chaetothyriales; Cyphellophoraceae
Product: DNA repair protein (mre11)
Exons: 1
Coding region: 1-2259 (752 amino acids)
Biological process (GO): double-strand break repair via homologous recombination; double-strand break repair via nonhomologous end joining; meiotic DNA double-strand break formation
Cellular component (GO): Mre11 complex; nucleus
Molecular function (GO): 3'-5'-DNA exonuclease activity; manganese ion binding; DNA endonuclease activity
Source: RefSeq, a predicted model, not a curated record
AUGUCUGACACAAUCCGCAUACUCGUCGCUACUGACAAUCAUGUCGGUGCCCAUGAGCGAGAUCCCCACCGCAGCGAUGAUUCCUGGAAGACUUUCCACGAAAUCAUGGAACUGGCCCGUGAUCGCGAAGUCGACAUGGUGCUUCUCGCCGGCGACCUCUUUCACGAGAACAAACCUUCUCGGAAGUCAAUGUAUAAUGUCAUGAGAUCACUGCGACUCAACUGCUUGGGCGCCAGACCUUGUGAACUUGAGAUCUUGAGCGAUGGCUCCGAACAGUUCGAUGCAACCUUCGACUACGUCAACUACGAGGAUCCCGACAUCAAUGUCAGCAUACCUGUCUUCUCUAUUCACGGCAAUCACGACGACCCUUCAGGAGAUGGACACUACGCCGCUCUCGACCUCCUGGCUAUGUCAGGCCUCGUCAACUACUUCGGUCGCACUCCAGAAUCAGACAGCAUUCACGUUAGACCUAUACUAUUGCAGAAAGGUAACACAAAGCUAGCUUUGUACGGUAUCUCAAACGUCCGCGAUGAGCGUCUGUACCGUACUUUCAACCGUAAAGAUGCCCCUGGCGUCACAUUCUAUCAGCCGGGUACCCAACAAAGCGAUUGGUUCCAUAUGAUAUGCGUUCACCAAAACCAUACUGCGCACUCCGAAACCAAUUAUCUCCCCGAGAAUCUUCUCCCUCAGUUCCUCGAUCUCGUCAUCUGGGGUCACGAGCACGAAUGUCUGAUUCAGCCGACCUUAAACCCUGAGAUGGGCUUCCAUGUCAUACAACCUGGAUCGAGUGUGGCUACGUCUCUCAUACCCGGUGAAGCCGUAGCGAAACACGUGACGAUACUCUCGGUCACCGGUCGUGAGUUCAAGAAUGAACCCAUCCGACUGCGUACGGUUCGUCCGUUUGUAUACAGAGACAUCGUGCUCGCCCAGGAUAACGUGGCCAAGAAGAUUGCGAAGACAAGUGGGCACCGUACAAAAUUGACUGCUCAUCUGAUCUCGAUUGUAGAAAACAUGAUUGAAGAGGCCAGAAAGGACUGGGAAGAGGCACAGAAGGAGGGCGGCGCCGAUCCUACUAAGGGCAAAUUCCCUCUGCCGCUAAUCCGCCUUCGCGUUGAAUAUACGUCGCCCGAUGGUCUAUCCAAGUUUGAUGUCGAGAAUCCCCAACGAUUCAGCAACCGCUUCCAGGACCGUGUUGCAAAUACCAACGACGUUAUUCAAUACCAUAUCAGGAAGCGGAGUGCUGCGGCCUCGGCCGUUGCGAGAGCCAAGAAAGACGCCGAGAACGACAAGGCCAUUGAGAGCAGAGUCGACAACCUGGAGAAUAUUCAGGUUCAAAAGCUCGUCAAGGAGUUCCUCGAUGCACAGAGCUUGACGAUCCUCCCCACCAAUUACUUCGGUGACGCUGUCAAUAAUUUCGUUGACAAAGACGAGAGACAUGCGCUUGAAGAAUUUGUGGAAAGCGCUCUUGAGAAGCAAGUCGGUCUUUUGGGCGGACAGCAGGAUGAUGAUGAGUCUGAAGAGGAAGGUGCAGAUCUGAUGACGCAGAUUCAGGCGAUCAAGGAGCGGCUUGAGACCGAGUUCGCCCAAGGUAAUGCGAGGCCUGGAAAGAAUAAGAAGAGGCUCAAGGCCCGACCGGUGGACUGGGACACUGACAAUGACGGUGAAUGGGAGGACAAUCCGGCCGCCCUGAUUCGUGAUUCGCGAAGUCAGAGCGUCGAUGCAUUGGAUGACUCUGACGAAGGUGGCACGCCGGCUCCGGCGCGCGGUCGUGGUCGUGGACGCGGACGUGGUGCCGCAAGCACUCGAGGAAAAGUCACUACUGCUCGUGCAAAGAAGCCUACUGCUCGCAGCAGAAAGGCUGUCAUUGAAGAUGAGGACGAUGACGAAGAUGAGGACGUACCAAUGCAGGAUGUCUACGACGAUGAGGAAAGCGACUCCCAGGCUAUGUUCAUUAGUGACAAGCACAAGAAGACCGCACAGCCCAGCAAUGGCACGGCUCGUUCUGCUAAGGCCGCAGCACCGAAAAGCAGUAAGGCGGUACCUGCUGCGAAAGCUACAGCUACAAGAAAGGCGCCGGCAAGGGGGACUACAGCAAGCAAGACGGGCACCGGAAAGCAGGCCACGCUGAACUUCAGUGCUAGCCAGGCCAGCGUUCUGGGAAGCGGGACUGGAAGGAGCGGAGGCGUUGAUGUUGACGACAUCGAGGAUGAAAGUGAUGGCUUUGAAGAGGUGAUCCAGCCUGUACGGCGACGGCGCUGA